AUGAUGUUCGAAAGUUGGGUUGUUGAAAACGCGGUGAGUUUUUCCAAAUUAGAAAAUUUUGAUUUUUUAGAAUAUUCCCUGCACGAUACCGGUCCCUGAAGGCUCCCUGGAAACGAAAAAUUAUGCUCGAUUGGAAAUCUUCGGGCGUACAGUAAAAGGUGAACAAGAAGGGUUGGUUUUAUAAUACUUUUAUCACUGAGGAAAUCGAUUUUUCAAACCCUAAAAAUAAAAAGUUACUGAAAAUUUUUUUAAACAAAGCUGAAAUGGAAUAAAAAGCCGCAUAGCUCAGAAGCUUUUGAGCUCCAAGGCUAAUUUUUGAAGCAUAUUAGAAAUAACUAUAUAAUGUUAUUGCACUAAUCAAGGGACAAAAAUCUCAAAAGUGAAUUUUUUUAGUGAAAAAUUAAUUAAAAACAGCCGUUAUUCAAAUUUGUUCACGCAAUUUAGAGCUCUAUCGUUCAUCUUCAAAUUAAAAAUUUUCCUUGAUUUUUAAUCUCAAAGAGAUUCUGCUACAUACCUUUACAGUUUCACUUUAGAAAUUUAAAAAUCUUGUUUACCCAUGGAGCGCACAAGACACGUUUGAACUUUUUCCGCGGCUAUUUUUUCUUUUUCUACCAUUAUUUUUAAUUUUGAUUUUUUUGCGUUUUUUCAUACGAAGCUCCUUCAGAUCUUUCUCCCUAUCGUUCACCUCAAUGAAAAAAGCAACCCAGCCUUUUUUAUUGGCCCUACGGGUUGGAAUGUAUCACGCCGACACGACAAUUAUCCUCAACCAUCUUCAGGAUGGCAAGUAAUACUUUUUUCUCAUUUUGAAGAAAAACUGAUUCCGCUGCAUUGAUGUUUUUGAACUCAGAUGGAACAAGGAGAAAAAGUACCACAAUUUCAUCCGAAUUGGUGAGCCUCUGCAUCUUGUGAUCGACAUCUGCAAGAAGAACUACACGGUUUCAAAAAAACAUUUUUUUUGAUCAAUGUAUCGAUUGAUCAGGUCUACGCAAAUGGGCGACUCGUGGAGGAGUACCCCAUAAAAGUGGAAAAGAAGCUGAUAAAUGGGAUCACUUUGAUGGGAGACGUUUCGGCGCAGAAGAUUUCCUACCGAAACUUUGGCGAUAUCAAGCCGGAACCUAUUGUCACAGGUAUUACAGGUGAUUUUUCAUUAACCCGUGGUUUUAUAUAAAAAGAUAUCUCACCUAUAAAAAGUAUCUUCAAAAGUGUUAUUCAGAACGGUCGCACGCCUCUGGCUCAAAUUAGAUACCUCGAUGAUUUUCAAUAAGGAAAUGCGCAAGUCGUUUUAUGUCGGGCGCACUUGGAAAAAAUUGCAGCAGCAGAGCAUCAAGUCCGAAUACACUUUAGAAAGUGUAUUCGCUGAUUGUUCAUGCCAUAAAAUGAAUUUUAAAAAUUGGUUUAUGGGAAAUAAAAAAAUCUUUUAGAGAAAAUAGUAGGAUAAAUAGCAAAACAAAUAUUACAAUGACGGAAAUUUAUCAAAACUGCCAAAAAAAUAUAAUUUAGGAAAUCUUCCGUUAUGAAAAAAGUUGAAAACUUCAGGAUCGCUAGCCAUGACUCCGACGUCUCCUACCGGUUCUACCAACUCUUUUUCCCUCUUACCUGCACCUCAAACUCCGCCUCCUCGACCUCCAGCAUCUUCUAAAGCACCUGGAGAGCUACCAGUAAAAACUGACUUCAAAUAAAGGAAAAAAAAAUUCUUAUUUUUCUUGAAUUCAUCGUUGGAUAAAUUCUUGAGAACUGCAAUAGAAAUUAAAACUUUGAAAUUACCGAAUGGGUCUUCUUUCAUUACAAAAAAUUGGAAUCUUUGAAAAUCGGUUCUAUUUUGGGAUGCUAUCUGUACAAUAUCACAAAUUUAAAAUGGAAAAAAGUCAUUAAAAAGUCAGAAUAUUUUCUCCUUGGAGCACAGAUUCAAAAAAAAAAAAAUCUGUUUUAGGCUGAUUUUUCCAUUCAUGCAUACCAAAACCUGCCCUGAAGUCGAAGUCGAAAUCAAAGCUCGACCAAAAUAGCCCCAAAAACACAUGAUAAUGAAUAAAAAAGUGGCGUCUGACCCAUGCAAAUCGACAAGACUCUUAUCAAUCACGAACGCCGAAGGGCAAAACUUUCAAAUUUUUAACUGGUGUUCAUACAAAAACAUGCUCUUUAUAUUUUUCCUACUUUUUAUUUCUAUGUUCUUCAACUUUGAGUAAAGAGGAAAUGUAAGUUAAACACGAUUAAACGUUAUCAGUAGGUCAGAAUCUUUCCAGAUUAUCAUCUAAUCAGCAGGAAAUAACGGUUAGUUAUUGAUUAUUUCGUGUCUACUCCGCCGUUCGAAAUAAAUCAGGAAGUUUCCAAAAUACUGCUCGAAGCGGCGUCGAAAGGAGAUCUUGACAAAGUUACCGAACUGCUCGAGUCCGGCGCCGACGUUGAUUCCAAGGAUUUCGUCGGGGCGACUCCGAUUUAUUGGGCCUCCGAAAAAGGACAUUUGGAGGUGGUUCGACUACUUCUGGACCAUGAAGCCGAUGUUGAAAUCGCCAACAAGGUGAGUUUAAAAAGGAAUAAUCGAAGAUAUUCUUCGCAGGAUGGCUGGACCCCGCUCCUUUCGGCGUCGUUCUACGGAAAAGAGGAAAUCGUGACGACUUUGCUCAGACAUGGCGCUGAUCCGAACGCUCAGAACGGGCGCGGGUUCACCGCGCUGCAGUUGGCGGCGUUCAGAAACCAUCCGGGAAUCGCUAGAAUUCUUCUGGAGUACGGAGCUGAGAUGAAUCAUAACAAGGUGAGUCUUGUCUACUACUCGAUAAUGUUUCAAAGCUACCACUUGUUCCCAAUUUCUUCCCAAAAUCGUGGUCCUUUUAGUGUGAAGUUCAGAAUUUUCGGAAAAUUUUCUCAAACACUCUGAAAGGUCAUCGAGGAUGGCGGAAUUUUUAGUUUUGUCUCUCUUUUCUUUUAGCCAGGCUGGAACGCUCUGCACAUCGCUUCGAAAGAAGGCCACACCGACGUCGUCAAGGAGAUGCUCGAGAAUGGCGCCGACAUCAGCGAACCCGACGUCAACGGCUUCACGCCUCUGCAUCAGGCUCUCCAGAAGAACCACACCGAAGUCGUUCGAUACCUAAUCGAUCAGGGAGCUCAAGUCAACGCUAGGAACAAGGCAAGUUCAACAGACAAAAAGGCGGAAAUUCGGAGAUUUCAGGAAGAAGAAACACCGCUUCACAUUGCCUGCCAGGGCGGUAACUUGGCUCCUAUCGAGAUUUUAGUUGAGAACGAAGCCAAACUCGACGAGCAGGACAUUAGAGGGAAUACACCGUUAAUUUACGCGACUUUCUUCAAUUAUACUGAAAUUUUGCGAUAUUUGAUAUCCGUUGGGGCUAAUGUCAAACUGGCGAACAAGGUUUGUCCCUUCUCGACCUGAAUUUAAGCCUAAACUUCUGUGUGAACUUCUAUUUUUGAAGAUUUGAAGUGAUAGAAAAUCUGCAAAACUCUUGUAACUGAACACGGAUCUUUCGGAAAUACAAGAUUCCAAAAAACAGUUUCGGUUGUUGAAUAAUUUUAUGAAUAUUCAACUGAAAUUCUAAAACGGGCUUGACUAACAAUCUAGUUCCAAAAGUCGAAACGACUCCAACCUGUAUUCUUCAAGAACGGAACAACUGCCCUACACAUCGCAGCGGCCAAAGGGUACAUGCCAAUCGUGGAAUUGUUAGUGAAGAACGGAAGUGACGUCAACGCCGUCGACACCCACGGCAACACGCCGUUCCUCGAAGCCGUCGCCAAUAAUUCCGUCCAAGUGGCCCGUUAUCUUCUCAAUACUCAAGCCAAUCAUACUAUUUCCAACAAGGUUCAAAAUCAUUCGUCGAAAAUCAAAGAACUAACAAUACAGAAAAACGAAACUGCCUUGGAAAUAGCUCAGAAGAACAGUUUUGGAAUGAUGGAGGAGACCAUAAGGGCGGCGCAAAUGAAAGAAGCCGUUGGCAUUUCGUUCGACAAGGUAAGAAUAGAAAAGUUCCAGGUCUCGAUUUUUCUUUCUUGAAACGCAAAAACAAAAUUUAAAAAGGUCAUAAUAUUAAAAAAAUUGAGUCCCGACAUCUUUGCGCUCCAGUGAAACGCCAAAAAAAAAAAAUGAAAAUUUUUGCCGUGUUCAAAGUAAUUUCCGCGAAAUGCAAAAUGAUCUCUGACUCUCCAAAAUUUAGUGAUCUUUUCCUUUCUCUAACGGGUAUUUUGCAUUUCGCGGAAAUUACUUUGAACACGGCAUUUAUUUGCAGUGUCUUUUUUUUCUCUUAUUCCUUCUUGUUCUAUAUAUUUGUAUUUUUAUAAAACUUGAGUGAAUGUCAAAGUACGAUCUUUGCAAGUAAUGGAAAGUUAAAGACGUCAAGUUUUCUUUUUUUUUAUUCGGUAUUUAUUGGAGUUUUAAAAAGCGUUUUAUGCGUAAUUUUGUCAAACCUUUGAAACGUUUUAACUUUAGAAAGUAUUCUGAAAAUUCUCAAUUUUGAAAGCGCAUUACAUUUUUAUUAUUUGACAUAGAAAUCAAAAGAUUUAAUUCUUUAAAAUACUUCUUAAUAUUUGAAAAAUUGAAAAUUGUAACUGAGAUGGAGAUUCAUUUGUUUUUUCGACAUUUAAAGUUAAUUUUUUUGACUCUGAAUUACUGUAAUUUAUCAACAAUAUUGUAUUCAGGAUGACGCGACGUUCCUUGGCCUUCCAAUGAAACAAUUUUUCUAUGCUUGUCUGAUUUUACUACUUGCUUUUUUCGCCGUCUUUCUUCUGCGAAGAAGCGUGAGUCUAUCACUUUGUUUUGUUAUCAAAAUUAUCAAUUUCAGUGCUCUUCGAAGUUGAAAGGACAUGACGUUCAAGACGAUCGAAUCCCUCUGGAAACUAUCAACAGUGGUACAGGCAGUUAUGUUCGUUUUGUUGUCGAUGAUCAUGAAGUCUGAAACUUGUUGCCAAUCAGUUUUUAUUUGAAACGGUCAGUUAAUUACAGCUUAAUCAAUUAGAUAAUUGGGUUGCAAUAAUUUUGAGACAGAGUGAAAAGAAAAGUGAGAAAUUAUAAGUGCAAAUGGCAAAAACUGUAAAGAAGGACAACAAAAAGAGCAAAAAGAAUAUGCUCGUCAAGGGUUUCAAUGGAAAGAAUAGCAUGGAAAUUUCAACAACAAAAAAUGGAAAAGAACUAAACGAAAAUCAGAUUGAACGGUUAUUUUGAGAUUGGAAAAUUGCAAUUGAAGCACGCAUGUUUGAGACAGUGCUACGGUGGCCGGUGGCCGGUCAAUAUUGCGCAGUCAGUUUCGGAGCCAGGAAAUUUUUUUAAUUUUCUUUCUUUCUUGCAAUUUGUUAAGGACCUAAUUCUCGAGGUUACAAGGUAAGUUACGUCACAAAAAGUACACAAUAUUUCAUUCUAUUAUUGAAAAAUCUAUCCGAAAUACCGUAAUGCGACCGGCCACCUUAAACAGGCGUGAAAGCGCGGCAAAAAUUGUCAAAAUCAUCAAUUUUACAUAUUGUGAAUAAGUUGAUGAAAACACGGGAAAAUUCGCGUUCCGGUUGGACACAGCAUCAUACAGAAAAAUUAAAAAUCGAGAUAAGGCAAAGAGCGGCAAAAAACAGUCAACAAAAACAAUGUUACAUUGCGAAAUCUGUGAAUAGAUUUAUCACAAAAAAAGGAAAAAUUUCGUUUCAUUGGGAAAACCUUGUUUCAUACUGGAAAAGCUUCCAUUAAGAAUUUUCAUCAAUUUUCAAAAAUCAAAAGCGUUAAAUUCAAUUUGAGAAUGAAAUCCUGAAGUCUACCAUUCUCAAGCUGAGUCAAACACCUCCGCCUGCAAGUCCGAAGCCUUCCUAUGCAGACGUAUUGCGUUAUGACAUUCUGGUUGCCACAAAGGAGGCUCAAUCUGCCCCUCUUCGAGAAAGCUCCUUCGUCAUUCAUAAUUUGGUUAACGAGAAGAAAGACGAAAAAAUCGUGGAAGAAAUUUGUCAACUAUCGUCGGUCGAAAAAGCUCAAGAAAUUUUUCGGCUUGGAAAGUCUACGACUCCUCCACCCCCGCUUCGCGUUCACCUCCAGAACAAGGACGCCGUCGUCAAAGUCUUGAAGAACUUCAACGAGUUGAAAGGCAAAAUUCCGUCUCUGAGAACCGCCUCCGUUCAACGGGAUAUGAGCAAGACCGAGUUGGAGAAGCAUCGGACGGCUUGGAAAGAAGCUGUUCGACGAAACGACGCGGCCGCAUCCAGGAUUUGGACCGUUCGGGACUUCGAGGUUGUCAAGCUGCGUCUCCCAGCCGGCGUCGAACGUCAUCCUUGGUCCGUGCGCUCCCAAGAACCCAAGGCGAAAUUGUGA
Messenger RNA from Caenorhabditis auriculariae, 6283 nucleotides. The record is from the annotation of a GenBank genome assembly. Lineage: Eukaryota; Metazoa; Nematoda; Chromadorea; Rhabditida; Rhabditidae.